ACUUCAUUGUCAUUCAGUGUUGAUAUUUGCCGCUUUCGUGUUCUUGUACUUGUCAGGAGAUUUUUGUUCCUCAGAAAUAAUUCCUCUUCAACAAUAUGUUACGAAGUAAAUACUCGCGGUCCCUAAUAUUUAAUUUUUCAUAACCUAAAUCGCAAGUACAAAGAUAAAAAUUCUCUUUAAAAAACGGAGUGAUCUUACAAAAAGGAGUUGAGACAUUUGGUAGGUUAGGUUAUCCUCAGAAUGGCAGACGUGCGGGAUAUUUUGGAUAUUGAAGCUCCAGCAGUUGCAGAAUUGACAAAAGAGUCAAUUUUGGGAGGAGAUAAAAAGGCUAGAAGAAAAUAUGACUACCGAGUGCCAAAAAGACCGGAGGGAAUGCACCGGGAAGUUUUCGCCCUGCUUUGCAAAGACAACAAUGAUGUACCUCCUUUAUUUCCCACCGACACGGGCAAAGGAUAUAAACAAGUCAAAGCAAAAUUGGGCAUGAGAAAAGUAAGGCCCUGGAAAUGGACUCCGUUUACAAAUCCUGCUCGAACUGACGGGGCAAUUUUUCAUCACUGGAGAAGAGUUGCUGACGUGGGGAAAGAAUAUCCCUUUGCAAAGUUUAACAAAAAAGUCCCGAUUCCUACUUAUACAAACGCGGAAUAUGUGCAACAUUUAGUAUCAAACACUUGGACUCGUGGUGAAACAGAUCAUUUGUUUGAUUUGUGCAGAAGGUUUGAUCUCAGGUUUAUUGUCAUUCAUGAUCGUUGGGAUCGUAGUAAAUUUUCGAUUAGGAGCGUCGAAGAUUUGAAGGAAAGAUACCAUCAAGUCUGCGCUGCUCUUACAAAAUCAAAAUCCCAUUCCGAAAGGGUUUACACGUUUGACGCAGAGCACGAGAAACACAGAAAAGAGCAACUGAAAAAGUUGUUCGAAAGGACUCAAGAACAAGUGGAAGAGGAACAAACUUUGCUUACGGAAUUGCGUAAAAUCGAGCAAAGAAAGAAGGAAAGGGACCGUAAGACUCAAGAUUUACAAAAAUUGAUAACAGCAGCUGACCAUCAAGCAGAUCCAAGAAAGAGUGAAAGAAAAUCUUCCAAGAAAAGCAGUAGUUCGUCGCGGAACAGACCAAGCAAAACAGAUUCUUCGCAUACCAUUAAUUUCCAGGCUGUGGAGUCUGCGGGAAUCAAGUUUCCUGAUUUUAAAAAUAGUGGAGUCAGUCUUCGAUCACAAAGGAUCAAACUGCCGAGCAGUUUAGGACAAAAGAAAAUGAAGGGCAUUGAACUAAUGCUAACGGAAAUGCACCUUGAUAAAUUGAACCCGCCACCAACGGAACAAAUCUGCCAACAAUUUAACGAACUACGCAGCGACAUGGUUUUGCAUUACGAAUUGCGAGGUGCACUUGCAACUUGUGAUUAUGAGUUGCAAUCGCUCAAGCAUCAGUACGAAGCGCUUGUCCCUGGAAAGACAUUGACGAUACCACCUGCUCUUCUGCCGAAAACGGAACCUGAAGCAAAAUCAGAUAUCAUAGACGUUGUAGGAUCUCCGAGUAAUCCAAAUAUCGUGCAUUAAUUUAAACGGAGUGAGUCUAAAUGAACUAAAUUGGAAUUCGUUUUCGACUUAUACGUAAAUCCUUAGUUUUACAGUCAUAUUUUAAAUAGAUUUAUAUUUUUCUCAUCUGUAUAAAGUGUUACUAAAUUAAAAAUCAAAGUAAAUGACUG
This is a messenger RNA of Belonocnema kinseyi, 1697 nucleotides long. RefSeq names its product DNA methyltransferase 1-associated protein 1 (gene DMAP1). Bases 241 to 1548 code for a protein of 435 amino acids. Gene Ontology annotation, biological process: chromatin remodeling; DNA repair; negative regulation of transcription by RNA polymerase II. The record is from RefSeq and is a predicted model, not a curated record. Gene Ontology annotation, molecular function: transcription corepressor activity. The transcript has 5 exons. Gene Ontology annotation, cellular component: nucleus; NuA4 histone acetyltransferase complex; Swr1 complex. NCBI's taxonomy places the organism in Eukaryota, Metazoa, Arthropoda, Insecta, Hymenoptera, Cynipidae.